AUGAAUAAUUGGAGCACAAUUCAAAGUAAAGCAUUAAUACGAUGGAUUAAUUUUGUUAAUAAUGAAAGCGUUGUUUCCGUUACAAGUCUUUCAAGUGUUAAUUUAAUAGAAUUAUUAGAAAAUUUAAGUGGAACAAAAUGUCCAUAUAAAUAUGAAAAAAUACCAAAAACAAACUUUGCCAGAAUUGAGGGGUUUGAUUGUGUUAUUCAAUUUGCAAAGUCAUUAAAUGUAAGAAUUGUUGGUAUUGAUGGAUUUGAUUUAUCUGUGGGAAAUGAAAAAACAUUUCUGGCAUUGAUCACUGGUAUUUUAAAUCGUUUUAUUGGACUAAGUUCUAAAGAAGUGAGACUAAUACACCAAUGGAUAGCUACUUUAGUUGGACAGCCAAUUCGUUCAAUGCGUGAAUGGGCAACUAUUCCAAUUCUUGGAAAAUUAUCAAAAUGCCAAGAACAUCCAUUAGAACGAUUAGAAAAAUUAGGAGUUCCGAUGUUAGUUGAUGAAGAAGAUUUAGGAAAAGAAGAGUUAUCAAUGAAUAUAUAUUUAGUGUAUUUAUAUGAAAAAAGAAAAGAGAUUGAAGCUUUGAAUAAAGAGAUGAUUAUUGAUUUAACUGGAGAUAAAAAGGUUGUUGAAGAAACUGUUGAAGAAUUGAAACAAAUUAAAAGCGGAAUUAUCCCUAAAGGUAUAGAAGAAAUUAAAGACAUAAAUGAAAAUGAAUUAGCUGUUGUUAAUGAAAUCGAACUAAGUGAAGAUGAUGAUUCUACUUCUACGUUCAGUUCAAGUGAACUUGACAGUGGGUUUGUCUCUCCAAUGGUGUCUGUUACAAGAGAAAUACCUACAAACAAUUGUGUUGAAUUAAUUGCAUUAGAAGCUUUAAAAAAAGAAGAAAGUUUUAAACAUGAAGUUGUUGAACCUGACUUUGAGUUAAAAGAAGUUGAAAACAAUUUAGAAUAUAUUAACAAAGAAGAAUCUACAGAAGAAGAUGAUGAACAACUGGAAAGCCAAAGUAAUGAAAUAGAAAAUAUAGAAAAAGAUUCUAGUACUAAUAUUACACAUAUUGUUUCAAACAAUACAGAAGAGAGUAUUCUAGAAAAUAACCAAUCUGAUAAUAUAAUUAAUAAUUGUGUUGAUGAAAAAUGUACAGAGAAAGAUAAAUUAAUUCAUGAAGAAGAACAAAUUAUUCCCAACUUUCAAAAUCAACUCAUUAAUGAUGAAAGUAAUGUCUUUGAACAGAAAAAAGAGAAAGAUGCUGUUUUAGAACAAGAUAAUGUUAUAGAAAAUAAACAAAUUAUAGAAAACAAUAAUCAAAGCAAAAAUGAUAUUGAAACAGAACAACAAACAACAGAGAUAAUCAACCAAAGUAUAUUUACUCUGUCUGAACAAAAACAAAAUAAAAAAGAAAUUUCUAGUUUAAUAGAAGUAAAUAAAGUCUUAGAUGAAAGUCAAGAUGAAUUAAAUGAAAACAAAAUAGUUGUUAAAGCUCAUCCAACAACUGAACCAAUAAUAAUAGAACCCAAUCCAUCAAUUGAAUCUUCACAAAAACGUAGAAUUAAUAAAAUUGAGUUUUAUAAACCAACACAAUUAUCUUACAGUUAUCAAGAAAAAUCAUUUAUUGAUUCACCAAGAAAACGUGGGACUUCUCUAUCCUCUAUUUCACAACAAACUGAAAAUAAUUCUAUUGAAUUAAGUCCAAAAGAAAUAGAAAAAGAAGGAAUUUUGUUUACCCCAAGAUAUUAUGGUAAAUUUAAAGCUGCAGAUGCUUUAUCUAAAAUAUCUCGUCAACGAUCAAAUACAUCGAAUAAAAAGGAUGUAGUUCCUAUUUUAGUUGUUCCGCCACAACCAAGUAAUACUUCUUUAGUCGAAGAAGUUAUGUUAGACCAAGAUAGAUUAUUUAAAAUGGAGACAGAGAAUAGGAUACGAAGAGAAAAUGAUUUAGCAAGGAUUAGGACUUUUAAAGAAAAGAAAAGUGAGUAUAUGAGAUGUGUUGAUAGUGACUAUUUAAUUAAAUCAUAUCUCGAUGAUUUCAAAAAAUGGACAGGUAAAUCUCAAUAUCAAGUUAUUUAUGAUUCAGCCAAAGAUGAAUUUCCAAUAGAGUUCACAGGACUGACUAAUAUUAUGAUAUUACUUGUAGGUAAAAGGUUAAAUAUUUUUGGGUGGUAUAAUACGAAAAAAAUACCAUCUUAUGGAUUUAUCAAAAACGAUCCUGGACAUUUUGUUUUUACACUUCAAAAUCCUUUUAAUAUUGCUCCAACUCCAUUUUAUCCUAUAAAAAAGAAAUGUAAGUCAUGUGCUAUUCAUCCAGAUGAGCAUAUAUUUAUUUCAUUAAAAAAAACAAUGAAUGUAAUAAAAAAAGGAAGGGUUUUUGUUGUUGAAAUGGGAAUGAAAUUUAGUCAACGAUAUACAGACCCUUCACUUGCUGGAGAUACUCUUUUUAUUAAAGAUGAAAAUGUAAUGGAAAAAGUGUUAGUGGUUCAAUGGAUGUAA
Messenger RNA from Entamoeba nuttalli P19, 2478 nucleotides. Its product is annotated as calponin homology (ch) domain containing protein. Gene Ontology annotation, molecular function: protein binding. The record is from RefSeq and is a predicted model, not a curated record. Lineage: Eukaryota; Evosea; Mastigamoebida; Endamoebidae. The transcript has a single exon. The coding region runs from base 1 to 2478 and encodes 825 amino acids.